GGCCGGCGAACGCGCCCCGCCCCGCCCCCAGCGGCCUCUUCGCGCCCCCCGCCGCCAGGCCCGAGCUCUCCGCGACCCUCAGCCUUGGGAGCAGCGCGUCCCCGGUGACUUCUAACACUGCAUGUCCGCCAUCACCUAGAUUCAAGAUGAAUAGUGAUCAAGUUACACUGGUUGGUCAAGUGUUUGAAUCCUAUGUUUCGGAAUACCAUAAGAAUGAUAUUCUUCUAAUCUUGAAGGAAAGAGAUGAAGAUGCUCAUUACCCAGUUGUGGUUAAUGCCAUGACCCUUUUUGAGACCAACAUGGAAAUUGGGGAGUAUUUCAACACAUUCCCAAAUGAAGUACUAACAAUUUUUGAUAGUGCUCUGCGAAGAUCAGCCUUGACAAUUCUCCAGUCCCUUUCUCAGCCUGAGGGUGCCUCUAUGAAGCAGAAUCUUCAUGCCAGGAUAUCAGGGUUGCCCGUUUGUCCUGAGCUGGUGAGGGAGCACAUCCCUAAAACCAAGGAUGUGGGACACUUUUUAUCUGUCACUGGGACAGUGAUUCGAACAAGUGUGGUGAAGAUCCUGGAGUUUGAGCGGGAUUACAUGUGUAACAAAUGCAAGCAUGUAUUUGUGGUCAAGGCUGACUUUGAGCUGUACUAUACCUUCUGCCGGCCGUCCUCCUGUCCCAGCUCGGAAAGCUGUGAUUCUUCAAAAUUCACUUGCCUCUCAGGCUUAUCUUCAUCUCCAACCAGGUGUAGAGAUUAUCAGGAAAUCAAAAUUCAAGAGCAGGUUCAAAGGCUAUCUGUUGGAAGUAUUCCACGAUCUAUGAAGGUUAUCCUGGAAGAUGACCUAGUAGACAGUUGUAAAUCUGGCGAUGACCUCACUAUUUAUGGAGUCGUAAUGCAACGGUGGAAGCCCUUCCAGCAAGAUGUACGCUGUGAAGUGGAGAUAGUCCUGAAAGCCAAUUAUGUCCAAGUAAAUAAUGAGCAGUCUACAGGGAUCAUCAUGGAUGAGGAGGUCCAAAAGGAAUUUGAAGAUUUUUGGGAAUCCUAUAAGAGUGAUCCCUUUGCAGGAAGGAAUGAAAUAUUGGCCAGCUUGUGCCCUCAAGUUUUUGGGAUGUAUCUAGUGAAGCUUGCUGUGGCCAUGGUGCUGGCUGGUGGGAUUCAAAGGACUGAUGCUACAGGAACACGGGUCAGAGGUGAAUCUCAUCUUUUAUUGGUUGGGGAUCCUGGCACAGGGAAAUCUCAAUUCCUCAAGUAUGCAGCAAAGAUUACACCGAGAUCUGUGCUCACAACAGGGAUUGGAUCUACUAGUGCAGGUCUGACGGUAACUGCUGUGAAAGACUCAGGAGAAUGGAAUUUGGAGGCUGGAGCAUUAGUACUUGCAGAUGCGGGCCUUUGCUGUAUCGAUGAGUUUAACAGUCUCAAAGAGCAUGAUAGAACCAGUAUCCAUGAGGCAAUGGAGCAACAAACCAUAAGUGUUGCUAAGGCUGGCCUCGUGUGCAAGCUGAACACAAGGACCACCAUUCUGGCAGCAACUAACCCCAAAGGCCAGUAUGACCCCCAAGAGUCCGUGUCCGUGAACAUUGCCCUUGGCAGCCCACUCUUAAGUCGAUUUGACCUGAUCCUGGUUUUGCUUGAUACCAAGAAUGAAGACUGGGAUCGUAUAAUUUCCUCCUUUAUCUUAGAAAACAAAGGUUACCCAAGCAAAUCAGAAAAGCUCUGGAGCAUGGAAAAGAUGAAAACCUAUUUCUGCCUGAUUCGAAAUCUACAGCCCACACUGUCUGACGUGGGUAAUCAGGUUCUUCUCCGGUACUACCAGAUGCAGAGGCAGAGUGAUUCCCGGAACGCUGCCCGGACCACCAUCCGCCUGCUGGAAAGCUUGAUCCGAUUGGCAGAAGCUCAUGCUCGCCUGAUGUUUCGUGACACUGUGACUCUGGAAGAUGCUAUUACAGCAGUGUCAGUAAUGGAAUCCUCGAUGCAGGGAGGUGCACUGCUAGGAGGUGUGAAUGCACUUCACACUUCCUUUCCUGAAAACCCUCUGCAGCAGUACCAGAGGCAGUGUGAACUCAUUCUGGAAAAGCUGGAGCUGCACAACCUCUUGAGUGAAGAGUUAAGAAGACUUGAAAGGUUACAGAAUCAGAGUGCGUACCAAUCCCAGCCCGAGGCAGUGGAGGCAGAGACUAACCCAGGAUCCUUGAAAAAUGAUCCAGGAGAAGAAUGCAAGUCCAGAAUCUGGUCAGCACGGCAGGAAGUGAACUGUAGUACGCUGACGUCCUCUGCUGGAGGCAGUCCUGAGGGAAGCCCACUUCCCAGUCCCCUCUCCCCCCUGGGGCCUAAUACAUCAACAAAUAGAAAACAUUUACCUGAGCACAAAUACAGCAAAGAUGAGAGUUUGGACUGGUUUGACUGCAUAGCAGCUCAUCAGAUUGAGCCCCAAAACACUGUUCCUGUGUCUCCCAAAACAACUGGGGGGAAAAUGGCUUUGAAAAUCUUCCGGAACAAAUCUCAGGGUAAGGAAAGGAAUGAGCCAGGCCAAAGGAGCAAAUUGGAAACUGGACAGCUUCUAGCACCAGGAGAGGCAGAAGCUCCAUCAAGGCCAGAUAAUGUGGAAGGUAAAGAGGCAAAAAAGGCAGCAAUGGUUUCUGAAAUGGCAGUGCCUGCCGGUGAGCCAGACUCGGUACUGAUGCAUCACGUCUCCAGGAAACUGCACACGCUGCACAAGGCGAGGGCCCAGGAGCUGUACAGGAAUCCCUCUAGGGCGCCUUCACGGCCCACAGGCUCUCCUCAUCCUCGCUCUGGUCCUGUACACAGCCCACAGGGAGCGUGGGAAACUCCCAAAAGAACGAGACAGAAAUCCCUUGCUCAGAGGGAAGAGCCUGAACUUGAAUAUGCCGGGAGUCCAGGUCCCCCGUUGGCCAAACUAGCAAAAUUUACUUUCAAACCAAAGUCAAAACUGAUCCAUUCCCCUGAAGACCACAGUCAUGUGUCUCUAGGCACAACUGAAGUAGCCGUCCCAGGUCCUGAAACUCCCCACGUUGCAAGCAGGGACUCAACCUCGCCUGUGAAGGGUCCCCAGAAGUUGGUCUCUCCCUCAGGAAGCAGGAACUCAAACCAGCCACAGAGUGAGGCAAAGCAGGUGUCCCGGAAGCCACCGGAGGAAGACAGGUCAAGAGAGGAGAGCAAACAUGUCCCUGAAAGGAGAACCAUCCAGCCUGAAGUAGAGCUUGGGAACAAGACUGAGCAUUCUCAUCUUACUUGUCAAAGAGACAGAAAGGAAGAGGUCUCAAGCAGUAACAAAAGCAGCAAGGUUCACUCCUGCACAUUAGCCAAAUUGGCAAACUUCUCCUUUACUUGCCCCUCUGAAUCCAAACCGGAAUCCCUUCCUCCUGAAAGUGUGAACCAGGGAGAGAGAGGCCCAAGCCCUCCUCCCGGGACUGCAGCUCCAGUGCCUGGCAAGAAGAGGAGAACUUUCCAGCUAGAGGGGUCCACUGAGAGAUUGGCUCUUUCCAAAAAAUCUCUCUUUACUUUAUCAGAACUAGAUGACGAAGCAUUGGAUUUUGAUUGGGAUGAAGAAAUGAGAAAAAAACCAUAAUCAUGAAAAGCUUUCAGGUCAAAUUUCAGCCUCCCCAGCUCAACACAGCACCUUUGGGAUAUUGACGUGGUGUUUAUAUGUGAACAAAAACUCUUGGCCAUAAUGAGUUCCAUUUAGAAUACCAGCACCCCCGACAGGCUUUAUAAUUUCAGCUUUACCUUCAUGACUUGAAAAGUCAUAUAAUCAGUGUCUGGCAGAGUCGGGCAGUGUCAUACCAGCACUUGAAUUAAUUGAAAUUGUGCUUAAUUUUGCAAAUGUAAUACUUGUAUUCCCAAAGAUGUUUCUGUUUGUUUUGGGUUGGUUUUUUGUUGGUUUUGUUCUGUUGUUUUUGUUUUGUUUUGUUUUGUUUUGUUUUAAUGGGGGUUGGGUCUUCGGGAGAUCAUUUCUUUCAUUUACUUAGGAACAAAUGCCAGGAAGGUAGCCCUCAUAAAGUUAACAGGUUAGGUGAAGAAUAUUCUUUUUUUUUUCCUUCACCCAAGAUGUGCUGAGUGUGAUGAAUAUUGUAAUUUUCCAAAAUGAUGUGAUUUUUCUAAUAUUUUUGUGUUUAUUCUCAUGUGUCAAAUUAGAUGUGCUAAUGCUUUUCCUUCUUGAGGAGGCAUCUUUACAGUUCCAUGGUAUUCUUAAAGAUCUGGCAACUGGUCAAAAGCAGCUUUCUGAAGUAUUGACCUUUUGAGUUUUCCCUGUUGUCUUGAGCUAACAUUUUGUGCUUCAGAUUCUUUGUAUCAUUGGCUG
This is a messenger RNA of Acinonyx jubatus (cheetah), 4304 nucleotides long. It is a transcript of the gene MCM9, whose product is annotated as minichromosome maintenance 9 homologous recombination repair factor. NCBI's taxonomy places the organism in Eukaryota, Metazoa, Chordata, Mammalia, Carnivora, Felidae. Gene Ontology annotation, molecular function: single-stranded DNA binding; ATP binding; ATP hydrolysis activity. Gene Ontology annotation, cellular component: MCM complex; nucleus. The coding region runs from base 147 to 3572 and encodes 1141 amino acids. Gene Ontology annotation, biological process: double-strand break repair via homologous recombination. The transcript is spliced from 13 exons. The record is from RefSeq and is a predicted model, not a curated record.